Brenthis ino (lesser marbled fritillary) is the source of this 1425-nucleotide messenger RNA. The record is from the annotation of a GenBank genome assembly. NCBI's taxonomy places the organism in Eukaryota, Metazoa, Arthropoda, Insecta, Lepidoptera, Nymphalidae.
AUGCAGAACGGAGAAGAAACGCCGGCGGCAGGAGAAACUGCUCCAAAACUGCCCGAGGAGAUAACGAAGCAAUCAUUUCGCUUGAAGAUAUGGCGUCACCUGGAAACCAAUGGACUGGCAAUGUUCCCACGUCCAGUCUACAAUCGUAUUCCUAACUUCAAAGGCGCAGCAGAAGCUGCAGCUAAACUCGCGGAACUAGACGUUUUCAAGAAUGCCAAUACUGUUAAGGUCAACCCAGAUAAACCUCAAGAACCUGUGAGGGUUAUCUGCCUAGAAAAGCACAAGACCUUGUACGUGCCUGUGCCGCGUUUACAAAGUGGUUUCUUGAACCGUCUGGUGUUGCCAGAAGGCGAGAGUAGGCCUGGCGCUAUUAGGAAGGCGGUCUCACGCAAUGGCAUGGAGACGUACGGACAGCCCUUGAGUAUCGAAGACGCCGUCUCGCUAGAUCUCGUUGUGAUGGGAUCUGUAGCCGUGUCGAAGGAAGGAUAUCGUAUUGGCAAGGGAAAAGGCUAUGGAGACUUGGAAUUUGGUCUGAUGAUGCACAUGAAAGCGAUCAAACCGGACACUUUGGUGGUAACCACAGUACACGAUUGUCAGGUGUUCGACACUUUGCCGGCAGAGCUAUUUGGACCACACGAUGUGCCCAUUGACAUCAUUGUCACACCAACACAGGUGAUAGAAACCCAGCGCAUGAGCCAGCGGCCGGCGGGCAUACUCUGGCACCUGCUGUCCAACCGCCGCGUGCAGCUCAUGCCGGUGCUCGGACAGCUGCGAGAUAUUGAGAUGCUAGCGGGUCGUGCCUGUACACUGAAGGAGGUGGAUACCGACGUUGAAGAGAGGGGUCUCGGACGCGCUCGCCGGCAGCGCAGGCGCACACGCUCCCAUAAGAGCCAAAGUGAAGGCGAGGGUAACACGACAGAGGGCGAGGAUGGUAAACCUAAAUCGCGUCGUGCGCCGCGCCGCCGCAACAGCAACAAGUCGGUCAGCAAGGACAAGGAGGGCAAAGAGGAUAAGCCCCGCCGGCCGAGACGUCCUAAACCUGUCAUUGAUUUCUCUGUUAAGAUUUCAAACAUCAGUCCCAGCACUCGAGUGAGGGACUUGAAGCAGGCUCUGAGCGAGCGCGGUGUGAAGCCACAGGUUAUGGUGUGGAAGGGAUUCCGCGGAUUCUGUUAUUUACAUUUCUUCAAACCUGGACCACAAAAGGGUGAAGGCGACAUCCCAGCGGCUAGUAUGGAGAGCGUGCUCGCAGCGCUAGCGCAGAUGUCGGUGGGCGGGUCGGGCGCGGGCGACGAGGCGCGCGACGCCAAGCCGCGCCUGCUGCUGGUGGAGCCCGCGCCCCCGCGCGCCGCGCCCACCCCCGCUCCCGCCACACCUACCGACCUCGCGCCCACCGAGGACGCGACUCCGCCCGCGCAAGAGGUGAAC